AUGGCAGCGAUGUUUAAUAAUUUAUACUUGCACGACUCGUACGCCCUCAAGUUAGAUACUAAUGUCCUAGAUACAUUGGAUUCUGCUAAUCCCAUCACUUUGUAUACCAUAUGGGCGAUCAUUUCCCGUUGUGCAGAUUCUGUAGAGCAGGGUAGAAGACUAGAAAACCGGGCCUGGCGUCUCUGGAAAACAGCGCAAACCCUUGAGAGAGCGAUUAAGAAGCCUGCUACUUCAACCGCAAUCGCCAACUUGCCUUCGUAUACCAUCCCGAAUAAGAAUUGUGCGGAAACGAGAAAUGGGGAAGUUCCUGGGCUGUCUCAUAGCGUCGGAUCUUUGACCGGUGGCUCUUUGACCGACACCGAGACUGUUGGCUUCACCUCCGUAUCACGAUCCCCUGAGGGUCGUACACGAAUAAAAGGCCAGAGGCUCAGAACACCAGGAUCGAUCGGUACCAAAGAGCAGUCCCUAGAGCAGGUCCCUGAUAAUUCCUAUACUCCUUCACUAUCACCGGAUGGCACUGAGAGUCAAGUACUUCAUCAGUCGGGACCAGCUUCUGAGGCCUCGUCCCAAGAUUCCUUGCCCGAACCGAGCUCUUCACCAGCACCCAAGCCUGUGCAGCCUAAGCAGCUCGCUCGCUUCGCCCUCGAAGAUUUUCGCAAGAGCUCUGGCCACUCUGCCCCUCCCAACACUAGCAUCAGCAACUUGACAGCCCAGGCUCUACAGCAGAGCGAGUCUGCCGUUGACUCAGACACCGAAGCCGAAUAUGUUGACGAGAGUGCCAUCGAUGACGACUCUUCUGACUGGGAUGACUCCACGGAAGAUAGCGGUAAAUCUAGUGUUAACGAUAAGUUCUUCCAGCGCGUUAAGUCUAAAGCCAACCUCACCUCCCGCCCGUCGCUAAUUACGCUCAUGCUUGCUCAGAACGAGUGCGCCAGGACACUCGGCGAUCGAGCUUCGCGGUCUACUCCUGCUAUCCGCCGAACCCAAGCGGCGCCUAAUGGACCGAGUCUGGGAGCUUCACCCAAUGACUUUAACGGAACCCGGCUGGUGAUAAAGGGCAUGUGA
This is a messenger RNA of Metarhizium acridum CQMa 102, 1065 nucleotides long. RefSeq lists its product as uncharacterized. Gene Ontology annotation, biological process: mitochondria-nucleus signaling pathway; regulation of nitrogen utilization; negative regulation of transcription by RNA polymerase II. The record is from RefSeq and is a predicted model, not a curated record. Lineage: Eukaryota; Fungi; Ascomycota; Sordariomycetes; Hypocreales; Clavicipitaceae. Gene Ontology annotation, cellular component: cytoplasm.